AUUUGAUUUUUUUUUAAAAAAAAAUUCGGUUUAUGAAAUUCCCUGGUCGAAACUUCUGUUCCGGUUCAUAAUUAAGUAAUCAUAGCUGAAGGAUACAUUUUUACGGCUAACUGACACGUGUAUAAAUAAAUUGUUGUAGGCGGGAUAAUGAGUGGAAUUAAAUUAUUAUAUAAACUUGUAAUUAUGAAAUCUCAUAUCCAAAUUUUCUAACCAUCAUUUUUUGUUAAUUUUUUUUUUUACUAUAUAUAGCUUUGUGGUGAAUGAAUAUUUGAAGGCAAUGAAGAAAAUGGCAUGUGAGGUUCUUGAGAUGUUAGCCGAUGGACUUCAAAUUCAGCCAAGAAACACUUUUAGCAAACUUCUAAUGGAUGAAGAGAGUGACUCUAUUUUUAGGUUAAACCACUAUCCUCCAAGACCCGAUUAUCCAAACUCGAAAGACAUUAAUCUAAUCGGGUUUGGGGAGCACACUGACCCGCAGAUUAUAUCCGUUUUGAGGUCCAACAAUACUUCGGGCCUCCAAAUCUCGCUUAAGGACGGCAGUUGGAUUUCUGUCCCGCCAGACGAGAGUUCUUUCUUCAUCAAUGUUGGCGAUUCAUUGCAGGUAAUGACCAAUGGAAGGUUUAAGAGUGUAAGGCACAGGGUUUUGACCAACACCUCAAAAUCAAGGCUUUCAAUGAUUUAUUUUGGAGGACCACCUUUAAGUGAGAAAAUAGCUCCAUUGCCUUCAUUAAUGGAAGGCAGAGACAGCUUGUACAAGGAAUUUACAUGGUUUGAGUACAAAAAGUCUGCUUACAAAUCAAGGCUCUCUGAUAAUAGGCUGGGCCUCUUUGAAAAAUUAAAGCCUUAAUUAGGUUGUAUUUCUCUUAAUUAGGAAAAAUUAUGCGAGUUUCAUGUCUAAUUAAGGCUUGCUUGUGGGGGGUUCAAUUAGUAGCAUAUGUAUUAGAUUGAUCCAAGUGUUAUAUAGGGUGAUUAAAGUAUGUGUUUUGGUUUUGCAGUUUGUUGAUCACUUGUAAACUUUAUUAAUGUUAAUAAUACAUGAUAUAUAUUAUAUGAAUAGGGCUUG
This is a messenger RNA of Striga asiatica, 1060 nucleotides long. The record is from the annotation of a GenBank genome assembly. NCBI's taxonomy places the organism in Eukaryota, Viridiplantae, Streptophyta, Magnoliopsida, Lamiales, Orobanchaceae.